UAUAAGUGUUGAUUAGCACUGCCGGCUUUGCACCCUUCUCGUUGUGGCGGUGAUGCUGGGAGAGGCCAGGAUGGACUGAGCUGCUAUUCAUUUAAACCCAAACUCUUCUCAUAGUUGUAGAUCUCCAGCAGUCUUACCCCCGGACAUCCUAUUCGUAUGUACAGUGCUGCAGCUGUAGUGCGCUCUGAAGAAUCUCGCAUCACUUUGAAGCGCAAGCUCGGUGUCUCUGGUUUUUGGUUUGCUGCUUGCGUCUUUUCAGCAAUGGCACUGAUCCACGAUAUCAGGAGCGCUGUCAUCUCUGCUCCGUCCAGAAACAACACCGUGUCCUCAUCGGCAAGCCUGACCCCCACGGCAAGCGACCGGGGCUGUGAGAACGGAGCCCUGAUGGACAGCUUUGGGAUCUUUCUGCAGGGGCUGCUGGCAGUCGUGGCGUUCAGUACAUUGAUGCUGAAGCGCUUCCGGGAACCGAAGCAUGAGAGACGGCCGUGGAGGAUAUGGUUUUUGGACACUUCCAAGCAGGCUAUUGGGAUGCUGUUCAUUCACUUUGCAAACGUUUAUUUAUCAGACCUCACUGAAGAGGACCCCUGCUCCCUGUACCUCAUCAAUUUCCUGCUGGACGCCACGCUGGGGAUGCUGGUGAUCUACACGGGGGUGCGUGUGGUCUCGUGGCUCGUGGAGUGGCAGCAGUGGGACGCUCUGCGCUUCGGGGAGUAUGGAGAGCCCCUGCAGUGCAGUGCCUGGGUGGGCCAGUGCGCUCUCUACAUCCUCAUCAUGAUGUUUGAGAAGGUCGUGAUCAUCCUGGUCUUGCUCUUACCUCAGUGGAAGAAGCUUGCGCUCCUGAAUCCCAUUGAGAACCCCCAGCUGGAACUGGCCAUUGUUAUGUUGAUAGUUCCCUUCUUUGUCAAUGCGCUGAUGUUCUGGGUGGUUGAUAACUUCCUCAUGAAGAAGGGGAAGACGAAAGCCAAGCUGGAGGAGGAGAGAGGGGACGAUUCUCACAGCAGCAGAAAGGUCCGUUAUCGGCGGGCUCACUCUCACGAGGAGUCCGAGUCAGAGAUCCUGAUCUCCGCUGAUGAUGAGAUGGAUGACUCUGAUGGAGAAGAUGAUCUGAGGAGGCUGACGAAUUCCAAACCCCUCAAGAAGAAGAAGCACCGGCUCGGGCUGCCGGUAUGACCCGCCCCUCAGCCCAGUGCUGCCAUCCCGAGAGGAGACUGCUCCACUGGACCGGUCCAGUGGGCUCUCAGAACCCCACUAAACUACGCCCCUUCCAGGGAAACUAACGGACAGAGCAAGGAGUAUCAAAGAGAGGUCGGCAGUCGACGCCAGGGAUUUUCACACGUCAACCCAGCGUUGAAAUUAAAAAGACUGUAAAUAUAUAUAUAUCUCCUCUACAACUUUAUAAUGUUUGUUCUUGCUUUCCCAUCCUCUAGUCUAUGUACCAUUACCAUUCUGUCACAAUAGGGCUGCUUUUUAAAGGGUUAGUAAACCAGGUAUCAAACUGCAUUGUCGGAUCACUGCCCUUGUUUCAGAGAGCAAAGCUUUAGAGUCGCAGGACAGCUUUAUUACCGUGUUAUUGGAGUCCUCUGUUGUUUUUCUUUUAAUCUGUGAAGGUGUUUUAUUUCUUUUCCACAACAGAAAGGAAGGGCAAGUUAAAGACAUAUAUUCAAUAUAUAUUCGUUGUGGUUGCUCCAGUUUUGUUUGGUGACGGUGAUGAUGAUGAAGCACAUGUGGACAGGGGUCCUGUGUGUGCAUAAGAAGAGCUGUGGCACUCCUGCAGCCCCACACAUGGUGAGAAGAACAUGUCUGAAGCAGGUAAAAUGCUUUGUCUUCUCAGUGUGACCAGCAGAGGAGAAAUCGCGCUUUUCAGAGCUUGUUUCAAUGGCUUUCCAGCAAAAGCAUACUGAGCUGGCUGAAGCGAGGCUGAGUAACUCCCACUGGUCUGCUGGGGCUGGAAAGACUAAAACUCAGCACACUGAAUACUUGUUACAGUACGGCUUGACUUCAUUUCUUAAAGGUACUUCUGUUGCAUUGUAGCGCUAACACAAACUGCUGUAACCAGUACAUUUAGAUCAACGGGAAUGUUCAGCUCUCAUUAGGCACUGAGAACAGCAACAAAGCGCUUAUCUAACAAUAUUACUGACUUGUUUUUACCAACUGAAUGUCUUCAGAUUUUU
Polyodon spathula (Mississippi paddlefish) is the source of this 2171-nucleotide messenger RNA. RefSeq names its product store-operated calcium entry regulator STIMATE-like. Gene Ontology annotation, cellular component: cortical endoplasmic reticulum; membrane. Gene Ontology annotation, biological process: activation of store-operated calcium channel activity. The coding region runs from base 157 to 1170 and encodes 337 amino acids. The record is from RefSeq and is a predicted model, not a curated record. The transcript is spliced from 8 exons. NCBI's taxonomy places the organism in Eukaryota, Metazoa, Chordata, Actinopteri, Acipenseriformes, Polyodontidae. Gene Ontology annotation, molecular function: calcium channel regulator activity.